CACCACGCCUUGGCGCCUUGCUCGACGCCCGUCGUACGACAGCUUGCUCCAUACCUAAAGCUCUCCAAACGACUCCGUCGGCUCCGCCGCGGGCGCCACCGCGGGCGCCACCGCCCCAUCGUCAGCAACACUCUGUAGCUUUCGCCGUUGGAAAAUGACUAAUUUGACAAUUUUGAUCAAAUAUGAUGGGAAGUGGGUGAAUUCCUUAUAUAAGGGUGGCAAAACUAAGGCAUUAGUUGUUUCUGAAAAACUUACUUAUGAGGAGCUUCGAGAUAGGCUGUAUGGUCUCAUGAAGGUCGACCCAAAUGAAUAUGGAAUUAUAAUGAAAGCUGUAUAUAGUGGAAAAUCUCAUCCGUAUCCUGCAGAAGUAGUAGAUGAUAACGACGUGGCUGCAUUUAUUUGUGAGAGUGUUGCACGGGACUGGAAAAUUCCAUUGUGCAUUACUCUUGAACGCAGGGUAUUAGCUUCUGGAAGUGGAAGUAAUCAACAAGCUCCAAUCGGCCUUGCAACCCAUACUACAAAAUCUCAUUCAUUAGAUCCCCACACUCAACAUGAAGAACAAAAUUCCUUUGACUUCAUUUCCAGUCGAAUGCCAAUGGACUUCAGUUCAGGGACUCAAGCAAAUUCGGAUUGUGUUGAUGGAUUGAUCCAUGAUGAUUUCGAAAAUGAUAAGGAGCAUGAUAAUAUAGAAGUUGAUGUGGAACAAAACAACCUGCAACUUUCUGAGGUGCCUCAGCCAAACUUGCAAUUUGAUGAUUUGCCUCAUGACAGUGGGCGAUUUGAUAAUAUGUAUCAUGAAAAUAUGCAAUUUUGUGAUCAUCAUCUCAAUCCUCCUAAAUCUCUACCUCGAGCUCGGUCUUGGCGUAAACUCACAGAAGAAACGGUUAAUAGGAUGCUGAAUUCGGGGUUGAAAGCAGGGGGAGAUAUGGAACUAGGUUCAGUGUACAAGAGCAAAAAGGAUUUACAGAAGAUGUUAGCCCUUGCUGCAAUUAAAAGAAGUUUUGAGUUCAAAGUUAAGAGGUCCACGAGAAAGAGAUUUGCUGUUGAAUGUGUGAACGACAACUGCACAUGGAAAGUCCAUGCAACCAAGUCGCCAAACUCGGAUUAUUUCAUGAUAACAAAAUAUGAUAGUCGCCACUCUUGUUCAUCAGAUGCUAAAAAUCUCAGUUCAUUAGAUGCAAAAAAUGGCAGUCACCGACAAGCAAGCAGCUUGCUCAUUGGUGAGUUUGUAAAGUCGAAAUACAAGGGUGUUUUGUGCCAAUGCAAACCGAAAAAUAUCAUUGAGGAUGUGCAGAAAGAUCUUGGAGUGAAUAUAAGUUAUUCGACAGCUAAGAGGGUUUUGGAUUGUGCAUUGAAAGAUAUUGGGGUAUCAUCACCAGAACUUUCUUCUAAACAGAGGUCAAGUGAAAGGUGCAAGAAGGAAAGAACUCUGUCUCAACCCAAAAAAAUGUCUCGUGGAGAAGAGCAGUCUACACGGAAUUGUGGAAAAUGUGGCUCAACUGGUCAUUACCGUAAAACUUGCAAGAACCCUACUACUCUUCAUCUUAAUUCCGAAAGUGAGUUUGCUGCCUAGAACUGGGGCGUGGAUAGCCCUAAACUGUAGUAAAUUAUUAUCUAGAGACAAUGCAUUUUCAUCUUUUCUACUGUUGUAAACUUUUCAUGUUUUCAUUGACACUUUUUAUUAAGCUUUGAAACUAGUUUGACAUAACUUCAAGUAAUGUAGCUGAAACAAAAAGUUUUGAAGUACUUUACUUGAAGCCUUCUGAGCCUGCUGGAAAAAUUUCAAGUAUAGUACAUGAAACCAUUUGAAAAUUCGAAAUGGUUAUGAAAAGACUACUGAAAACAAGUUGAGUCCAACCCAAAAUGGUUCAAGCUUUGCAUUUUGAACGAUGUUGAAGAGAACUACAUAAAACCCAACUGCUUGGGCUUGUUAUGGUUUGGAGUAAGUUUGACAUCCUUUGUAUGUCGUAUAUUCUUACCCUCAAAAGGAGCAGUGCAGAAAAGGGGUAUGAUGCUUAUCAUUCAUGUGAAAAUGAUGUUAUUUUGGCUUAAUACUCCAGCAGUGAAGAAUGGCGUGAAAAAAGGGGCUUUAUGGCUUCUCUAGAUCAACUGGUGAAGCAAAGGCGCUGUUAAGGGUUGCUGUUUUCACUUCAACAAUGAAUUUCCGUUUAACCCCUAAGAAAGAAAAGGCAGAGAAACAUGUGGGCGUCCACUGCUUCUAUUGCAAAAGGGUGUUACAAAAUCGCCAGGCUCUAGGAGGUCAUCUUAAGGUUCAUAAGGAAGAGAUCAACGCAAAGAGGAGCCAGAGGUAUGCUAGCCAUUUCAGCAACUCAGAAAUUACAACUCACAAUGCUCAUCCUUUCAGCAUGCUCCAUCCUGAAAUAUUUUCUGGAGUUGCUGGGAGCAAUCCAAGUAAUCUCAUUGGUAAGUUAACCUCUCCUUUGAAUUUCUCCAAGAGAUUCUACUCCAAUCAAAAUAGCCAGGUGAAUGUGAGGUUUGUGAGCAAGUCCUAUGAGAACAAUACGAGCACCAUGCCUCCAAAAUUUUCAUCUAGCAGUGGUCAUGCCAAAAUCCCAGAUUCUAAACCUUUAUCCUUUAUGGCUGCAUCCUGUUUUACCGCAGUACCAACUGGUAUCCCUUCCGGCCCAUCAUUCUCUUUUGUCAUAAAUGGUGUUUGUGAGCUUAAUAAUGAUCAAUUUCAAUCUUUUAUGGAUGGUAUGCCAUACCUUCAGGCUCACAUUGAUGGUAUAAUUUCAUAUCAUGUGAAAGCUGUAACUGAUCUUGAUUCAGAUCUCCGCUCAAAUCAGUCAGCUGGCUUCAAGGAACCUAGUACUGGUGGUUCCUUGCCUUCACAUCCCAGUCAAUCUUCUGGCCAAGGCGAAAUCGGUCAGUGUAAGACAGAGACUGUCUUAACCUCUAAGAAAAGGAAGCGGUGCUCCUUACAUGAAGCCAGAGGAAGUGCUGAGAUGAUGAAUGCACUAAAAAGGCCUAAGAUCAACUCUGAGCUGUCAAUGGAAACGGAUAAGCCUCCACAUCUCAGUCAAUCUUCACGCCAAGGUGAAAUUGGCCUGUAUAAGACACAAACUGCAUUAAACUCUAUAGGAGGUAAAAGACACUGCUUUGGUGAAGGAGGUGGAAAUGCUGAGAUCAUGAAUGCACCGUCAAUGGAAAGCGAUAAGCCUCCAAAGAGAGAGCUUCUUCUUUUUAAAGAUUCAGAGAACUGCUUUUCAGGAUCAGGAAUAGCUUCUAAUGUGAAGGAGGAAAACCAAACAAAUCUUGAUCUUUCUCUACAUCUGUAGCUUUGUAUCAGCUACAUUACCAAACUCUGAGCGAGCAUGGACCAGAUAAGCCUUCAAAGAGCUUUCUGGAGAUGAAACUCCUUUUUAUGGGUCGCAAAUAACUUUUAUGCGAAAGAGGAGGGCCAAAUAAGUCUAGACCGGUCUCUAAUUUGUAGCUUUAUCUAUGCAAUGUGUUUGUAAGCAGUGAAUAUUAUAAAUAGAUAUGGGUUUGAUAAAA
Pyrus x bretschneideri (Chinese white pear) is the source of this 3516-nucleotide messenger RNA. RefSeq lists its product as uncharacterized. The transcript is spliced from 3 exons. The record is from RefSeq and is a predicted model, not a curated record. NCBI's taxonomy places the organism in Eukaryota, Viridiplantae, Streptophyta, Magnoliopsida, Rosales, Rosaceae. Bases 2157 to 3299 code for a protein of 380 amino acids. Gene Ontology annotation, molecular function: zinc ion binding; nucleic acid binding.